Messenger RNA from Bombus huntii, 4871 nucleotides. It is a transcript of the gene Cog1, whose product is annotated as conserved oligomeric Golgi complex subunit 1. The record is from RefSeq and is a predicted model, not a curated record. Gene Ontology annotation, biological process: intra-Golgi vesicle-mediated transport. Bases 1891 to 4608 code for a protein of 905 amino acids. The transcript has 12 exons. Gene Ontology annotation, cellular component: COG complex; Golgi apparatus. NCBI's taxonomy places the organism in Eukaryota, Metazoa, Arthropoda, Insecta, Hymenoptera, Apidae.
AGGGACACUGCUCAAGACCGGCUGCUAUCUUAAUGAGUGUACGCAGCCCCGCUUCGAUGCCAGACAAUCGUAAUUAAGCUGCAACGGCUUUGGCCGAGGUCAAGUAUGCUUCUUUCACUGCGUACGCUUUUGCCUGGCUCCUUCUUCAGCCACGAGUUGUGCGUUAAGCAUGUCUGCUCAUUGGCUGCUAUGGAUUAUAUUUGGAUGCAGUAUGGAGGCAGUGAUUAAAGCCUUGGUCGAGUGCUUGCUAAAAUAACUAAAUGCGAACAGCAACGUUUGUCUCGUUGUGUAGGAUAAGUUUCGUGCGUGUAUUGUCGUUGAAGUAAGUGGAAUCGUUGCUGGAGACUGGGUACUAUCAGCUUUUCUUUUUUCGCAUCGUAAAGGAGCGUUCAAUCUUUUCAGAUAUAUUUCUGCUGAAAUAAACCAUCGCGAAGAUCGGUACUUCUUCUUCUUGGAGUACACAGAAACAUGGAUCUUACAGAUACCUUAACGAUAUUCUCAGUUGAAGUAAUUUCACGCCAGGGUUAUUCUAGAUCGAAUCUCUCAACAUGCAAACAAGAAGAUGCGCAAGAAGAACCGAACAUUUCCAAACAACAGAAUUUCAUAUUCGAUAUUGAUAUUUUGAUAACUCUCGUAGAAACUAGAUCUCCGAACGACCAACAAAUUUAUACUUUCCAUUAGCAAUACCAUUCUGAGCGAAAUUUCUCUCAGGCCAAACCACCGAGAAACGAAAUUUCCAAGCGACCAAGUAUCAUCCUGCUCGUUAACCAUAUCGUUGCAUUUUGCAAAACCUCUUUGAGAUUGAUCCUUCGCCGAUGGUGGCUGUUAAAACGAAAGACAAACGUGGAUUCUGUCAUCAAGAAGAUUGGCUCCUGUCGAAAAAUCCUCGCUGGCGUUGAACGGAUCCCCCUUUAGAAAUCGCGCUACGCUGCCAUCUCUUUCAUUGUCCAAUUGGUAAUGUCAGCCGCUAUUACCCUGUUGAAUACAUUUAAUAGACAAAGGAUUGGCAGAGGCUCUCAAUUUCGCAGCGCGAGAAGAAUACGUGGCACACGGCCCUGGUCGGGCCCGUGGAAACGCGGCCGACGUCGGGUUGAGAAUUAUUAUUCCAUGUGGACGACGGGCCGCUAAUAACGGGCCGAGCCUGGCCCGCGCAUAUGGCAUUCAAUGACCGGCCAAUUGGACAAUUGAGCUCAAUCAUAAUAAUACACAUAUAUAUGGAUCGUUGCAACGCGAGCGUUUCGGCCGGUUAUCAAUAAAUUCACUUGCCGGAAAGUAAAUUCACCGGUCGCGUCCUGAUUUCGCCCGUUUCUAUUCGUUCUUCGUCUGCUCUUCUCUCUUUCUACUCGUUGUCGCGUUUACGUCGAAUUUAGUCCCAUUCUAUCCGUCUGUGCGAGUCGAAAGACGAAGAAUCGGAACAUCUGGAGCUGGAACAUCGCUUUCGGUGAUUUCAUUGGGACGAACGCCAGAUGCGGCCGAGCCGAUAGCUACUGGCGAUUCGCUCGUUUAACAGCGUAACGGCGAGCCGGCAGGAGUCAGGGCCGGUGACUGGCAUCGCGCGAAGAGAGACGGAUAGAGAGCACCGGGACACGAGGGAGCAGAGAGGCACAGGUAAAAACGUGACUGGGUCCCUACGAGGGUGCUAGAAGAUUGUUGGCUGGUUGCAUGGGUGAAAUUGAGAGAAUAGGAGUUUGCAAUAUGGACGUCGCAGGUGAUCUAUGAUCGAUAAAGCAAAUUUGUGGAGGCCAGUAGAGACGCCAUUGAUGAUUUACAGUCAACCCGUUAACAUUUCACGCAGGAUUUGAACACUGCAGAUAAUAAUGCGAUGUAAAUACGAGCCGAUUCCUUGCUACGUGGGAACAUCAAGAUACGUGGAGGAGAAUUGUCAAGAAAAUGACAACGAAUUACUUGGAUUUGGACAUUAACAAAUUGUUCGAGGAGUACACAAUAAAGGAGAUCGAGGGGAUCCAGAAGAAGAUUCAACAUGAGAGUGACAGGAAAAAAAUCGAGCUUAGAACUUUGGUUGGGGAAAGGUACCGUGAUCUUAUAUUGGCUGCAGACACAAUUGGGAAAAUGAAGAUAACUUCUGAGAGAGUUAUUUCAAGGAUAACUAACAUUGAGGACAAAUUUAGGGAAUUACAGAAAAAGUACCUUAUUGGAUUUAAAAUAGAUUCAGUUCAGAAUGAAGAUGAUAGAAAUAUUGAAACAAGUCAGAAUUCUGUCAUCAUUCAAAUAAAAAUCUUGAUGGACAUACCCCAAUAUAUCUGGACGAAUAUUGAAAACAAGGAUUUAUUAUUUGCUACACAAUUGUAUUUGGUAGCUCAACAUAUAAAUUAUAGCCUGUUAUUUGAAGUGGGAAAUACAGAUUUAGCACUUAAGUAUCCAAUUGUGUCUAAGCAAUGGGAUGUUAUUAGUCAAUUCAAGAAUAUCAUAUUUACUGAAUGUAAUAAUGUGUUACAAUCAUUAAGUGUAGAAUCAGGGAGCAUAGCAAAUUGUCUGGCAGCACUUGUAUUGUUAAAUGGAUCUUCAUUCUCAGAUUUGUUGGAUAAAUUAAUAUCAUUGCGUAACCAUGCAGUUAAAUCUGUUGUUACAGACGAAAAUGACAACAGUGUUAAAAAGAAAAUAAAAUCAUGUAUUGAAAUAUUGAUUCAAACAAUUAGUUUAAUUUAUUCUUGCUUCAUAAAUUCAGACGGAAAAUCAGGUGGUCUUGUUUCGCAAUAUUUAACAAAAAUUCAAGAUCAAGAAGCAUACUCUUUGCUCUCCCAGUUGGACUUCAAUCAAGAAUUAUUAAAGGAAUUUCUUCCUCUUGUGACUAAACAGCACAAACCAUUUGCCGCAAACAGUUUUGAAAACUUUUGUGUACCAGAUCUUCAAAAAAGUAUCAAAUCUUGGCUCGAAUGGGUAGCUGAGUUUUGCAAUCGCGAGAUUACGAAACUUCUCGAUUUAAUAAUAUCCAUAAAAGGCUUGUAUUACGUUCGUGAAGAAGCUGUUAGCAUUAAUCUGCCUGAGAAUUGGAAUUCGAUAUGGGAGGAGCUUUCUCUUCCAAGAAUAACCUUCUGGGUGGAAUUUUUUCAACCUUUAAUAUCUCACAGAGUAAAACGUAUCAUGGACGACAAAUGGAUGGAAACUACUAUUGCGUUAAAAUCUGACAUAAUCGAACUAUUGGGGAAAGUGAUUCAUGAUAAAUUUGAGUAUCCAGAACACGAUUUGCGAUGGUUUGUCUGGAAAGACUCUCCAAGUGAUAUUCCUCAGAAGCUCACCAAAAAUGGUGGCCUAGAUAAUAAAAGAUCCCUAUUAAUGAAAACCAAAGGAUAUUCGCCGAAUAUUCUCAAAUUGUGCGAAAAUUUUGACUCAAGUUUACACGCUUUGCUCGAAGAUCUUGAACAAUACUUAUAUGAAACAGAACGCGUAAUGUCUAUCAAGGACAAUUUAUUAUCUACAAAUAUAUAUUUAAUUUCGGAUUCAUUCUCUGAUCGCGCAGAGAUUCAAGAACAUUUGCAAACUGUCAGUAUCAGUAUGAUCGAAGAUUUUAUCAAUUUUGCAAAGACGUGUACAAAUAAUAAGCCUGAAUAUGGUCAACGUGAUAUAAAUGCUGUUAUAACAGCAAGGUUUCUUUUAGCAUUGACAACGUUAAGUUCAAACUUAAAUAAAUGUUUCACACUCUCAAAAGUGUCGGGAUUGACUAUUACAAAUGCCAGAUGGCAGUCGGUUUGUGAUAAAUUGAAAGAAGAAAGUACUUUUGUUUGGUCAAUUUGGGCUAAAACGUAUAAAAUUAAGAUAAGUGAGCAUAGGGAAAGGUUUAUAUCUAAGGAAUCUCUAGAUGGUUAUCCAAUACAUUUAGUUAUAUCAGAAUGGGAGAAAGUGAUCAUCGAAGAGGACUCUGGAGAGGGGAGAAGAAUAAAGUCAGAAAUUUUAGUACCAUAUCAACCAUCUAUACAACUGCAGAAGUUUUUAACUGCUAUUAAUAAAGAUUUAAAUAAAGUAAUACCGCACACUCUUCCAAAGAAAGUGCUGCAUGAAAUUAUAGAGGACGUUGUGACGGAAUUAUUAAACUAUUAUCUAACUGCACCUGGCAAUGCUAGACUUUCACAAAAGCAAGCCCUUCAAGUAUUAUUUGAUAUAAAAUAUUCUAGUCUGCUUAUGAUACCCCGUGAAAAUAAAAUUCUGUCAGAUUUAUCAACCAAAGCUUGUGACAGUGUGUUAUCAAAAAUCGAUCCAUUCGAUUACGAUGUUUUCAACCCUUUCAUUCAUACUAACGUAAAGAAAAGUGUUCAAAGAUCACUGCUCAUAUUAGGAAAUCUAGUACCUCAUUUGGAACAGUUACACACAAUUUUAGGAGCACGAAGCGAAUACAAUAACGCUGAAGGCGUGAAAUCAGAUUUGCCUUCAGUCCUGGCUUUAUGUACGGGAGCGCCAUGGUUCCCGCCUUUAACAGUAACUGCUCCGGCAAGAAAUUUGCCACUUGUUACCGUACCCAUGCCAGAAAAGACACAGCGUAAAAAGACCACUAGCAAAGAAAAUACGAAAAGUGAUUCAACUGGAGCUACGAUCAAAUCUGGCGCAGCGGCAUUUUUCGGAGCGAUGGGUUCGGAUUGGUUUGGUAGUAGUUAAUUUAUUUAUUUAAUUCGAUAUAAAAAUUGUAAAUACUUUACUGUAUAUGUAUAUACGCGCUAGGUAUGUUCAUGUAAAUACUAUAAUAUUGAAUUGCCUUUUUGACAGUGUUGUCAGUAUUGAAUAAAAUAUUUUAUACAAUCUUUAAAUUCUUAUUACGGUUUCUUAGGCAAUUUUAAUCGUACGAUUGUUUAUUAUAUAUUCAGAUUUUGUAAACAAUAGUAAGAUAUUAAAUAAUAAAUAAACUACGAAUGUUUAUGCUA